Molecule: messenger RNA, 4365 nt
Organism: Suncus etruscus (white-toothed pygmy shrew)
Lineage: Eukaryota; Metazoa; Chordata; Mammalia; Eulipotyphla; Soricidae
Gene: RGS12
Product: regulator of G protein signaling 12
Exons: 17
Coding region: 10-4065 (1351 amino acids)
Biological process (GO): signal transduction
Molecular function (GO): protein binding; GTPase activator activity
Source: RefSeq, a predicted model, not a curated record
CACACAACCAUGUACCGGGCCGGGGAGGCGUCCCCCCGCCUGCGGAGUGUGGAGGUGGCACGGGGUCGUGCAGGCUAUGGCUUCACGCUCUCAGGCCAAGCACCGUGCAUGCUCAGUGGGGUGAUGCGGGGAGGCCCCGCAGACCUUGUGGGCCUUCGUGCUGGAGACCAGAUCCUGGCAGUGGACGACAUCAACGUGAGGAGAGCAUCCCAUGAGGAUGUGGUAAAGCUCAUUGGCAAGUGCUCAGGCGUGCUGCACAUGGUGGUGGCAGGCACCAGUUACCCUGAGUCCUGCUCCAGUGAUGAGGAGCUCAGCCUCUGUGAGGGCAGGGGCCGGCCCAAGGCCAGGCUGGACUCCAAGGCCCUGGGCAUCAACCGCGCCAAGAGAGUGGUGGAGGAGAUGCAAUCAGGUGGGAUCCUCAGCAUGAUGUUCGAGCAUCCAGCACAGUGCCCCGGUACUGCCCAGCCCCCGUGGCUGAAGGCCCGGUCUCUCUCUGAGUUACCAGCAGCUGCAGCAUGGCCCAACCUAGCAGCUGAGCGAGGACAGAUGCUCAGCCCUGGACAGUUGUUACCUAAGGAGGAGCAGGUACACAUCCUCUAUGAUGACUCUGUGUUUGGCCUUGGGCCCGGUACUCCUCCCGAUGACCUAGGCCUGGAUGCAAGUAUUUUAAACGUCGCCAUGGUGGUUGGGUAUCUGGGCUCCAUUGAGCUGCCAUCCAUGGGUGGCAGUCUGGAGGCCAACAGUCUGCAAGCCAUCCGGGGCUGUCUGCGGCGCCUGCGCGCUGAGCAGAAGAUCCAUUCGCUGGUGGCCAUGAAGGUGCUGCAUGACCGUGUGCGGCUGUGCAGUGACCGGGCGGCAGUGCUGGCUGAGUACCCGGCUGAGAAGCUUGCUUUCAGUGCUGUGUGCCCCGAUGACAGGCGGCUCUUUGGCCUGGUCACCAUGCAGACGGGAGAGGUGGGCAGCCUGGUGCUGGAGGAGGAGGGCGCCCUGCGGACCUCGUGCCACGUGUUCAUGGUGGACCCAGAUUUGUUUCAGCAUAAGAUCCACCAGGGCAUCGCACGGCGCUUUGGUUUUGAGUGUACAGCUGAUCCCGACACCAGUGGCUGCCUGGAGUUCCCUGCGUCCUCACUGCCCGUGCUGCAGUUCGUUUCAGUGCUGUAUCGGGACAUGGGCGAACUGAUGGACGGGGUACGGGCCCGGGCCUUUGCCGAUGGCGAGGGCAAUGUGCCACACCAUGCCAGCACCAGCAGCAACAGUGACAGUGGCAUCGGCAACUUCCAGCAGGAGGAGCGGAGCAGCCGAGUCCUGGUGGUGGACCUAGGUGCAAGUGCUGCCAGCCGCCAUGGCUUGGCAGGCAACUCCUGGGAGUCCACGGGGGGCUGGACCUCUCAGUCCUGGGGUGUCCCCUGGAACAGCACCUUCCAUGACCCCAACGAACUCACUGUACCGGACGACAAGUGCUGGGACUUAAGCCAGCACCUGGGACCCAUUUCCCAUGGGGAGGGCCCACCAGCUGCCUUGCGCAGCUCCAUGCCCCCAGCCAGAAGGAGUGCCACGGGUCCCAGUGGCCCUGGCGGACUAGGCCAGCGGUGGUUCCCGACACAUGUUCUCCAGGACUGGCAGUGUGGACAUGCCAGUGACCAGGAGUCCUACACCGACUCCACAGAUGGCUGGUCCAGCAUCAACUGUGGCACGCUGCCCCCACCCAUGAACAAGAUCCCUGCUGAUCGUUACCGCCUGGAAGGCAGCCUGGGGCCUUCUGGGCUUGGCGUCCAGAAGAGGGACUGGCCGUGGAAAGCCUUCGGGGUACAGAAUGUCUUCAGCCCUCACCGGAACGUCCGGAAAACGAAGGAAGACAGGAAGGGCCCCAGGCUGGGUCGAGGGGUCAACCUGGCACAGACCGCUCAGCGCCCGGCCACCCGCAGGUCCUUCACAAGAGCCAAGAGGUUCAGUAUCACGCGCUCCCUGGAUGACUUGGAGUCUGCAGCUGUGUCCGAUGGGGAGCUGAGUGGCGGGGACCUGAAGGACUGCGUGAGCACACACAGCCUGAGCAGCAACACCAGCCUGCCCAGUGUGCAGAGCUGCCGGCGCCGGCGCGAUAGGAGAGUCGCCAGCUGGGCCGUGUCCUUUGAGCGCCUGCUGCAAGACCCUCUUGGGGUGCAGUAUUUCUCUGACUUCCUGAGGAAGGAGUUCAGCGAGGAGAACAUCCUGUUUUGGCAGGCCUGUGAGGGGCUUACCCACGUGCCUGCUCAUGACCAGAAGGAGCUGUCCUACAGGGCCCGGGACAUCUUUAGUCGGUUCCUGGGCAGCAAAGCCACCACGCCUGUCAACAUUGACAGCCAGGCCCAGCUGGCUGAUGACAUCCUUGAUGCCCCACACCCUGAAAUGUUCAAGGAGCAACAGCUGCAGAUCUUCAACCUGAUGAAGUUUGACAGCUACACACGCUUCCUGAAGUCUCCUCUGUACCAGGCGUGCAUCCUGGCUGAGGUGGAGGGCCGUUCCCUCCCUGACGCUCAGAAGGUGCCCAGCAGCCCCGCCUCCAGACACGGUUCAGACCACUCCAAUGUAUCUACGCCAAAAAAGCUCAGUAGCAAGUCGCGGUCAGGCCGGUCCCUGGACGAGGAGCCAGAGGAAGAAGGCGAGCGGCAGCGCCGAGGCCCCUUUUUCUCCUGGUCACGUGCUCGGAGCACCGGACGAUCACAGAAGAAGCAGCAGCUCGGGGACCACUCCCAUCCUCAGGAAUCCCCUCAUGCCAAUGGGGGCAUGGGCCGCCGGGAGUCACAGGCCUCGGUGUCGUCGGCAGGAAGCCUGGACUUGUCGGACUCCAGCAGGGUUCCAGCAGCUGAAUGGGACCGUGGGCUCCCUCACUGCUGCGUGCAGCUCCCAGAUGGCUCGGCCUGUGUGGUGCUGGUCAGGGCCGGGCUGUCCAUCAAGGAGCUGCUGGCCGGGCUCUGCGAGCGCCAUGGCCUCAACGGGGCAGCCGUGGACCUCUUCCUGCUGGGCGGGGACAAGCCACUGGUGCUGCACCAAGACAGCAGCGUCCUGGAGUCACGGGAGCUACGGCUGGAGAAGCGGACUUUGUUCCGGCUCGAUCUCAUCCCCAUCAACCGCUCCGUGGGACUCAAGGCCAAGCCCACAAAGCCUGUGACAGAGGUGCUGCGGCCCGUGGUGGCUAAAUAUGGCCUGCGGCUGAGUGAAUUGGUGGCCCGGCUGAGUGGAGAGCAGGAACCCCUAGACCUGGGGGCUCCCAUAGCCAGCCUGGAUGGACAGCGGGUCAUCCUGGAGGAAAAGGAGCCCUGCCGAGGCCGAGCAGCCGCAGAGAAACCCAGAGGUGUGUCCAGCAAGCAUGGCCUGGCUGCCAGCUCCGGCUCUCGGAACCCCUUAACCCUGGGAGAGGGCAGAGCUGUAGGCAAGUCUAAUUCUAUUAAGAUAAAAGGAGAGAACGGGAAGAACGCUAGGGAGCCCCGGCUUUCAAAGAGAGAAGAAUCUAUUGCAAAGAUUGGGAAAAAAAAAAGUCAGAAAAUUAAUUUGGACGAAGCAGAGGAGUUUUUUGAGCUUAUUUCCAAAGCUCAGAGCAGCCGGGCCGAUGACCAGCGUGGUCUGCUGAGGAAGGAGGACCUGGUUCUGCCUGCCUUCCUUCGCCUGCCCCCUGGCGCCACCGAGCACCCUGGGGGGAGCCCCACCUCCAGCCCCAGCUCUGCUGACAGCGACAGCCUGCCUGCUGCCUCAAAGCCUCCCGGAGGGCAAGGCGGGGCUGGGGGAGCCCUGGAGGGGGCACCUGAGGCUGACCUGACUCUCACAGGGGAGGGGGACAUUAGCAGCCCCAACAGCAGUUUGCUGCCACCCCCACCUACCCCGCAGGACGCUGGACCUCCGAGACCAGGAGGUGGGCCUUGCUGCAGCGGAGGCCUCCUGUCCAGCACCAGGGACGAAGGUGUUGCUGGCUCAGGCUCUUCAAAACCACUUAACAACAGGCCUCCCCAAUCAGACCUCCCUGCCUUGAGCCCCAGUCCAGGUGGUACUGCCAAGGCCAAGGCCAGCCCCCACCAUGCCACCUUCGUCUGAGGCUGCCUAGCAGCCUGGCAUCCUGACAGCAGAUUGUGCAUGCCUUGGAAGGCACGGGAGUGAGGAGGACAGGCCAUCCUGAGAUACCGCAGUUGCUCCGGGGCAUUGUCCAGCCUCCCACUGUGGAACACACCCAGCUGUGCUCAGGGGUUACUACUGACUGUGUAUUCAGAAGUUGCUUCUGCCACUGCUCGGGGACUAAAUGAGUUACUGGGGAUUCCACCCAGGUUGGCCACAUGCAAGGCAGAUACCCUCCCUGUUGUACUAUCGCUCUGGCUCCAAUAAACCCUCUUUAAGGAC